UCCAGGGUGUGUGAGCAUCGCCGCCGCCUCUGGGCCGUCUGUCCCUUCUCUGCUGGGCCUCUGCUAAGACCGCCGCCAUGCCGGUGACGGUGACGCGCACCACCAUCACCACCACCACGUCGUCGUCCUCAGGCCUGGGGUCCUCCACCAUCGUGGGCUCGCCGCGGGCGCUGAUGCACCCGCUGGGCCUGCUGCGUCUGCUGCAGCUGCUGUCCACCUGCAUUGCCUUCUCGCUUGUGGCCAGCGUGAACGCCUGGUACGGGCCCAUGGGCAACUGGUCCAUGUUCACGUGGUGCUUCUGUUUCUCCGUGACCCUGGUCAUCCUGCUGGUCGAGCUGUGCGGCCUGCAGGCCCGCUUCCCCCUGUCCUGGCGCAACUUCCCCAUCACGUACGCCUGCUACGCCGCCCUCUUCUGCCUCUCGGCCUCCAUCAUCUACCCGACCACCUUCGUGCAGUUCAUGCCCCACGGCCGCUCCCGGGACCACGCCAUCGCCGCCACCACCUUCUCCUGUGUAGCCUGCCUGGCCUACGCCACCGAAGUGGCCUGGACCCGGGCGCGGCCCGGUGAGGUCACGGGCUACAUGGCCACCGUGCCGGGGCUGCUCAAGGUGCUGGAGACCUUCGUGGCCUGCGUCAUCUUCACCUUCAUCAGCGGCCCCGAGCUCUACCAGCAUCAGCCGGCCCUGGAGUGGUGCGUGGCCGUCUAUGCCAUCUGCUUCAUCCUGGCGGCCGUGGCCAUCCUGCUCAACCUGGGUGACUGCACCAACAUGCUGCCCAUCCCCUUCCCCAGCUUCCUGUCGGGGCUGGCCCUGCUCUCCGUCCUGCUCUACGCCACAGCCCUGGUCCUCUGGCCCCUCUACCAGUUCGAUGAGAAGUAUGGCGGCCAGCCGCGCCGGGCCAGGGAUGUGACCUGUGGCUACUCGCACACCCACUACGUGUGUACCUGGGACCGCCGCCUGGCCGUGGCCAUCCUCACGGCCGUCAACCUGCUGGCCUAUGUGGCCGACCUGGUCUACUCCGCCCGCCUGGUCUUCGUCAAGGUCUGACCGUCGCCAGGGGCCCCCCCAGGGCCGCCUCCAGCCAACUUUCUCUUCUCGAGGCUCCUCUGCCCGCCCCUGCCCCC
Ochotona princeps (American pika) is the source of this 1123-nucleotide messenger RNA. RefSeq names its product myeloid associated differentiation marker (gene MYADM). The coding region runs from base 78 to 1046 and encodes 322 amino acids. The record is from RefSeq and is a predicted model, not a curated record. Lineage: Eukaryota; Metazoa; Chordata; Mammalia; Lagomorpha; Ochotonidae. Gene Ontology annotation, cellular component: cell-cell junction; plasma membrane. The transcript is spliced from 2 exons.